Molecule: messenger RNA, 3260 nt
Organism: Phragmites australis (common reed)
Lineage: Eukaryota; Viridiplantae; Streptophyta; Magnoliopsida; Poales; Poaceae
Exons: 3
Coding region: 1385-3115 (576 amino acids)
Source: RefSeq, a predicted model, not a curated record
UUCACUCUUGAUUUGAUUUCUUUUCUUUGAGUUGAAUUCUGAUUAGGUGUCUGAUAUCCCCAAAUUGUAAACAUUGGGGCUUGCUUCGAUGCACUGCACAAAACUGUAUGUCGUCUUUAUACUGGGACCUUUCGUAAUUGCAAUGUUACUGUGAUUCACCGCUUUGCCUCAGCGUUUUCCCCCUACUCCUGUUUUAGUGCUAUCAGAUUAUACAUGUUGAACCGUUUACACGAUAGUUUGAUAUCAAAUUAUUAGAAUCUAGCUUGGUUCUCGCCUUAGUUUAACGACAAAAUGCUAUUGUACUACAAACUGUUAAUCGAUCUUCACGCUAUUGUUGAUCUGAAGCUAGCUUGUAGGACGCCAUUCAUUUGUAUUUGACACCACAUUUUUUUUCCAUCUGUGCUGUUGUGAUGUGUAGAAAACGAUGAAAUCUAUCAUAGAUUAAUUAGGGAACUCCCAAAUCUGAUUGAUCGAGUUCUUUACUAAUCUAAAUGUCACACUUGCAACCUGCCUUUAAAACUGAGAAAAUUUUGCAAAUCCUAUAUGUACCACCCAGCAUAAAAGAUGUAUGGGACUACAGCUGCUAUGGAGUAGUGAGAGUACCAGUAUGACACAUCUCCUUUCUCUUUUGAAAUGGUGAGUAGUUUGUGCUAUGCGUGUCACUGCCUAUUAGUUUGCCGAGGAUUUUGUCAUUGGACAUGUGAUGCUGAUUGCUAGAAGAAUUUUGGCCUUCACAUCUCGCUUUCUCCACCUGAUUAGAACAGUAAAUGCUUUUCACUAGUCUUUUAUCCUUGUUCUUGCCUAGUGUUGCCACAUUUAGACACGAGGAAUCUAUCCUAGGAGAUGGUGAUUUGUGUUUCCAGUUGCAUUUAUAUUUUAUAGUACUAUUGAUAUGAUGAAGCAAUUAGCUUUUGCUUACUAAAUAUGAUCUUCAAAUAGUUGACCUAGGCCUUGUACUGGUGUCUCCUGUUAACUGAUUAUGUAUGAUGGACAUUUGUAUGAUAUAACUUCUUUGCUAUCACCUGUUACCCGAACCAAUUUAUGUACAAACCUCUGCAUCUUCAUCUGACAAUUCUUUUUUUUUUCCAGGGGUGUGACAUCUGCCAAAACAAAAUUACCAUCAAUACUACUGUUAGCCCUGAGCUAUUGUAGUUUAGUGGAACAUCAAGUGUGGGGUAUUUAACAGUCUGAGAUUGGGUCCAACAGCAGUGAAAAAAAAAUAUAGAGGUGAAAAACAGCCUUUGCAAAGUUAAGCCGUUGGGUAUCUUGAUGGAAAUAUCUGUAGGAUAUAAGAUAAAAAUGUUACUCCCUUCAUUAUUUACUCUGGACUUGCCUAUCAUUUGAUCACACCAAAUUCACACGGCUCGCUUCCCUACCAUUUGCAAUGGAUCUUCGUCCUCCCAGAGAUUUCUCGAAUUGUAAGAGUUGUCCAGGUGAGCCAUCGAGAAUGCCAAAUCCUAUGAAUUUCCACCACCAACAAUUUCUGCAGCAUCCAUCAUUUUCACAGCCACCAUAUGCCAUGAAUUUCCCCCACCAGCAAUUUCCGCAGCAACACCUAUGCCCACAAAAUGUCCAUUAUGUUGUUGUUCAACCACAGUAUACUCCAUUCUCACUACCACAUCCACCUGCUGGGGCUAUGACAACACCACCGCCUCCACCGGCUGGAACUAUGCCACUACCUGCAGUGCCACUUCCACCUCCACCUGCUGGAGUGGUGCCAUUUAUUUCCGCGUCAUACUCGGGCACCCCACAUUCAGUAACUGACCCGGAUGAACAAGACGUUGUUAGUGUAGACAAUGAUGAUAAUGUUAAACCUGAUAGGACUGCUAGGCGAUUGAACUGGACAGAAAUGGAGGACUUAAGAUUGAUUAGUGCUUGGUUGAAUAGUUCCAAGUUGAGUAAUUCCAAGAAGAAUGAGGCGCACUGGGGAAAUGUCGCCGAGGUGUACAAUAGCAGCACCCCAAAAAAUCGGAGAAGAGCACCAAAGCAAUUGAAGCCCCACUGGCAGAAGAUUAACAAGAAGAUUGCCCACUUCUAUGAUUGUUGGUGCCGAGUGGAGGCAAAAUAUUCCAGUGUCCAGUCUGACCACAUGCAACUGAUGGACAAAACAUGGGCAAUGUACUGUGAGGAAGCAAAUGCGAUGUACCUUGGUGAAGCGAAACAUAAUUUCACCUUCAGCCAUCUUUGGAAAGCUGUCUGGGACCAACCCAAGUGGAAAAACUACAUCUCUUCUUUAUACUCCAAGAGAAACGAAUUGUCUGAGUUUGGGGACUGCAUGUCAUCCUCCGAAGAUGUCACUGAUGUGCCUGAAAAAGAAACAGGUGAACAAGGUAGCAUGCCUGCAAAGAAGAAACGGGAAGGUGAAAGCAAGGUCUCAUCUCCUUCAUCAGAGUUGCAAGAAGACAUUCAGUGCUUGGUGGAUCCUCAAAACAAGCUUGAGAAGAAACAUGAGGAGAUGACAGAAGUACAACUUAGGCCUUCAGGCCAGAAGCUUGAGUUGUCCGGAUGGAAUCAGCUGGAAAUGAAGGACAAGGGAACCGUAAUUUCUGAAAAGCAAACAGAUCUUUUGACGGCUGACACUUUGAGGCUCCAUGAGUUUCAGCAUGGGAAGGAAAAAUUGAUAGCUGGCACUUCAAGGUUUAAUGAAUUUCACCAUGGGAGUGCAGUGAGGGAAGAUGUGCCUGAAAAGAACUCGCAUCCACACAGUUACAAAGUGCUGGAGAAUGAAAGGGCAGUGAGAGGUAGUCUUCCUGAAAAAGAAACACACACACAAGGUUCCAAGAUGGUAAAGGGCAAGCGGAAACGUAAAGGGAACGCAUCAAGUCCUUCCUCGGAGGUGCAGGAUGACAUUAAAUGUGUAGUGGAUCUGCAGACCAUGCUUCAGAAGGAUCGCGAGAAGAUGUCAGAGGUUCAACUCCAUCUCUCGAAAGAGAAGCUUGAGUUGGCGAGACUAAAGCAGCAGGAAGCGAAGGACAAAAAGGAAACAACACUCUACAAGAAGUACACUGAGCUGUUGAUGGCUGACACUCAGAUGUUUAGUGAGUUUCAGAAGGAAGAGUAUCAAAAGGCAGUGAAGCGCAUGGGGGAGAUGCUAUUCGGUAAAGAUGGAAAGUAGCGUUCUUGUAAUCUACCUUAUUUGCAUGUACUGAAAGUCUGAAAUCUUUUACCUUAGGUGUUUAUACUUGGUCAGUUUUGUUAAGCACAUGUACUGAAAUGCUAUCUUAAGAACAAAAGGAUUUGACGACCUAUUUAACACCAAA